UCCUCUAUUAACUAUUCAUCUUUUUAAAUUGUAAUAAACCUUUUUUAAAAACCGAAAAAAUAAAAAUAAAAGACUUUACCUGAGAAUCAGGUUCAGGAUGGCCUCAAGGAGCCUCUCCUACACACAACUCCUUGGCCUCCUGUCCUUUAUCCUCCUCUUGUUCACAACCUCCUCAACCGCGGUUCGUGUUGGAGUCAUUCUCCAUAAGCCCUCUGCUCCAACCCUCCCUGUAUUCAGAGAAGCCCCAGCUUUCAGAAACGGUGAUCAAUGUGAGGCUGAUAAGAUUCAUAUAGCCAUGACUCUCGACACAAACUACCUCCGUGGAACAAUGGCUGCUGUCUUGUCUCUCCUACAACAUUCAACUUGUCCUGAAAACCUCUCUUUUCAUUUCCUCUCCCUUCCUCAUUUCGAAAACGACCUAUUCUCCAGCAUCAAAUCCACCUUCCCUUACCUAAACUUCAAGAUUUAUACGUUCGAUCCAAACCUAGUCCGCAGCAAAAUCUCCAAGUCCAUCAGACAAGCACUUGACCAACCCUUAAACUACGCGAGAAUCUACCUUGCGGAUAUCAUUCCUACCAGCGUCGACCGGAUCAUAUACCUAGACUCUGACCUCGUCGUGGUCGACGACAUAGAGAAGCUAUGGCAUGUAGAGAUGGAAGGUAAAGUCGUGGCAGCUCCGGAGUACUGCCACGCGAACUUCACCUACUAUUUCACAAAAACUUUCUGGUCGGACCCGGAACUAGUCAAAGUACUUGAAGGAAAACGCCCGUGUUAUUUCAACACGGGCGUUAUGGUCGUGGACGUUGGUAAAUGGAGGAGAGGGAUGUACACACAGAAGGUAGAAGAGUGGAUGACGGUACAGAAGCAGAAGAGGAUAUACCAUUUGGGAUCAUUGCCUCCGUUCUUGCUGAUAUUCGCGGGGGAUAUAAAAGCUGUUGAUCACCGGUGGAACCAGCAUGGUCUAGGAGGUGAUAAUUUUGAAGGGAAAUGUAGAACGUUGCAUCCAGGUCCGAUAAGUCUUCUUCAUUGGAGUGGGAAAGGGAAGCCAUGGUUGAGAUUAGAUUCGAGAAAGCCUUGUAUUGUUGAUCAUCUUUGGGCUCCGUAUGAUCUGUACCGUUCAUCAAGACAUUCAUUAGAAGAGUAGAGGCAAAAAAGAACAUAAGAAGAUGGCACAUAUAUACACUAGGAGAUGGAGACGAUCCAUGCAUGGAGCGAUCGAAGAGAGCCAAAAAAAACAAGUGUAGCAAAAAAAAAAGAGAAACCAAGAGAGAAAGAUUUUGUAACACAAACUCUUAACGUAAACAAGACGUUGUGCAUUGAGCUUUGGUAGUGGGAUGGUAUAUCAUGCAGAUGGACUUUUUUUUUCUCCUUCGUUUCAUGUUUGUUUUGUUCUACCUCUCUUUGCUUCGACGUGUAAUAUUGUAUAUAGGGUAGUAUUACUGCGAAACUGGAGGAUUGAAUUCAUUUCUCUAGAGAUCUGAUUCUGUUAGAAUCCGUUACGGGUUGUUCAUAUAUAAUGUCUCUCCUUCUCAAACCCUAGUUGAGGUACAGAAGAAAUUUUACCCCAGG
Molecule: messenger RNA, 1569 nt
Organism: Brassica oleracea var. oleracea
Lineage: Eukaryota; Viridiplantae; Streptophyta; Magnoliopsida; Brassicales; Brassicaceae
Product: probable galacturonosyltransferase-like 4
Exons: 1
Coding region: 98-1144 (348 amino acids)
Cellular component (GO): Golgi apparatus
Molecular function (GO): glycosyltransferase activity
Source: RefSeq, a predicted model, not a curated record